AACACUCCAUUUAACAUUUACCGUCAGAACGAUGCAGGUGUCUGUGUCACUGCUCUCUAUCGGUUAAAAAAAACAACCUUAUUAGCGCGGGAACACCAACCGCCAACGUGACACAUUUUGUUUUUAAUUUUUAAAUAAAAAAAUUUAACGAAGAGUUUAUCAGUAUUAUUGUGAUUUAGGACGUAAUGUUUUUACCAAAUUAAAUUUAAGGCAUUUAUUUAGUGAAUAUUCGCAACAAAUAGUUCAAAAUGGUGAUAAAGUUACAAAUAGAAGAUAAGCACCCGACCGUAAGUCGGAUCAGGUCAAUAGGAGCACAGGCAAUAGCAACUAUGUCGCCAAAUCUCUUACUAUUGAACCUGGGUAUGGCCAUAAGCUUCGCUACAAUUGCGUUGCCAGACCUUUUAAACGCUAAAGAAGGUCUAUCACUAGACGAAACACAGGCAUCGUGGUUCGGUAGUUUAUCGUACCUCACGCAGCCUGCCGGAGCUCUGCUCUCCGGACCUCUAGUAGAUUACUUUGGGCGAAAGAAAGGAACGUUUCUAGUCAAUUUGCCAUAUUUAAUAGCUUGGACUCUCAUGUACUUCUCAUGGAACUUGCCAUCUCUUUUUAUCGCCAAUGGAUUACUGGGUUUUGGUACAGGCAUUAUGGAGGCACCAAUAAACUCUUAUGUUGGGGAAAUAAGUGAACCAUCCGUACGUGGUGCGUUUUGUUCCAUCACACUCCUGUUCACAUCCCUGGGAGUAUUCGCUAUGUACUUCCUCGGUACGGUGGUCACUUGGAGAUACGCAGCGCUCAUCAGUUUAGCAAUUCCUAUAAGUUCUAUGCUCCUGGUACUUUUGGUGCCAGAAACACCCGUCUGGCUUCUAGUGCAAGGCAAAGACGAGGAAGCAUUAAGCGCCCUCUGCUAUUUGCGCGGUUGGACCAAACCGCAGAACGUUCAGGAGGAAUUCGACAAACUAUCCGUUUAUUCUAAGAGCCUGAGAAAGUGUAUAAUUUGUGUCACGGAGCAGGAUAAGACUUGCCAGCAUGAUUCCAUGAAUCCGAUUAAAAGGAAUUUCCUAAAGUUCAGAUAUGUGAUGUUUUGCAAAGAAACGUUACGGCCACUGCAGUUAAUAGUUCUAUACUUCAUGUUCUACGUGAUGAGUGGUUUGACACCAGUUAAACCAAACAUGGUCAAUGUUUGUGGUGCUUUUGGUAUGCCUAAUGAUGGAAAACAAAUUGUGAUGCUCGUGGGAGCAAUCACAUGCAUAAGCAGUUUGUGCCUAGUAGCGGCCAUCAAACUAUUGGGCAAGCGAAAGCCAGCCAUAGUAUCCAUGCUAGGGACUGCUGUAGCUUGCAUAGGUCUCAGUAUAUACGCUAGGAUCAAACUAGACGAUAAAGUAUUUUCCUAUGAUGUGACAACAUUUCCAAAGGAAACUAGCUAUACGCCUUUGAUAUUGUUCUACAUAUUGACUUUCUUCACUGGCCCGGGAAUCACUUGGGUGCUGCUGGGAGAAGUUUUUCCGUUCAGGAGUCGGGCAUCAGCCCAAGGAGUUGCCGCAGCUAGUAACUACGUAUUCAUGUUCCUUGGAUCAAAAACAUUUAUAAAUUUAGAAAUGGGCGCAGGAUUAUGGGGAGCCUUCGCUACAUAUGCUGCCUUCGGUUUCCUUGGCACUAUAUAUCUUUAUUUCUUCUUACCAGAGACUGAAGGGAAAUCUUUGCAAGAAAUCGAAACGUUUUAUAGUGGAAAACUCAGAAUAUUCCCAGAUGACCCCUUCUAUAAUUUCUUUAAGAGGCUGAGGAGAAGAUGAACUUUAAUUUAUACUUAACUUAAAUAAUAAAUUAUUAAAAUAGAGCCAUAUGUAUUGAUAUAAUGAA
Molecule: messenger RNA, 1857 nt
Organism: Colias croceus (clouded yellow)
Lineage: Eukaryota; Metazoa; Arthropoda; Insecta; Lepidoptera; Pieridae
Product: facilitated trehalose transporter Tret1-like
Exons: 8
Coding region: 249-1790 (513 amino acids)
Biological process (GO): transmembrane transport
Cellular component (GO): membrane
Molecular function (GO): transmembrane transporter activity
Source: RefSeq, a predicted model, not a curated record